Messenger RNA from Penicillium canariense, 945 nucleotides. Its product is annotated as D-hexose-6-phosphate mutarotase. The record is from RefSeq and is a predicted model, not a curated record. Gene Ontology annotation, molecular function: carbohydrate binding; isomerase activity. The transcript is spliced from 3 exons. Bases 1 to 945 code for a protein of 314 amino acids. Gene Ontology annotation, biological process: carbohydrate metabolic process. Lineage: Eukaryota; Fungi; Ascomycota; Eurotiomycetes; Eurotiales; Aspergillaceae.
AUGGAACGCUCCAAAAAGCCCUCAGCCAUCGGCGUGGGAGCUUCCCUCCCCCAGCCGACCGUCUCCGCCAAGCAUGGCAUCAUCGAAGCCAGCUUGCCCUCCGGCGAGUCCGUUGCUGUUUACCUGUAUGGCGCCACGGUCACCUCGUGGAAGGCGAAUGGCCAGGAACAGCUGUUUCUGAGUCAGAAGACUCAUCUGGAUGGCUCCAAGCCUAUCCGCGGUGGCAUUCCGCUCGUGUUCCCGGUCUUCGGUCCCCCGCCCCAAAACCACGUCACCUCGCCCUUGCCCCAGCAUGGCUUCGCUCGCAACUCGACCUGGGAGUUCCUCGGCAAGUCUUCGUCAGAGGCAGGCAAGGGCGAUCUCGCCGUCAAGCUGGAUUUCGGCCUGUCACAUACCAUGUUGAGCGAGGAGUUCCGGAAGGCAUGGCCGUAUGAGUUUGGCCUGGUAUACAGCGUCACUCUGACCAAGGGUGCGCUGCGGACAUCGUUGCAGGUCACCAAUGAAGGCAAGGAGAACUUUGAGUUCCAGGUUCUGAUGCACACGUACUUGAGCGUCGAGGACAUCUCCAACAUUCGGGUCAAGAACCUCGAGUCCAAGACGUACAUCGACAAGACCCGCAACGCGACCUCCCACACCGAAUCCUCUCCUGCGCUGGCCAUCACCGGAGAAACCGACCGCGUGUACCAGGGCCUGGACCCGGCCACGCCCAUCAUCGUUUCCUCCGCUUCGGAUGAUCAGCCUCUGUUCUCGAUCACCCGAGAAGCCCUCACCGAUAUCGUGGUCUGGAACCCCUGGAUCGAGAAGGCCAAGGGCAUGGCCGACUUUGGCCCCGAUGAGGCAUAUCAGAACAUGAUCUGUGUUGAGGCUGGCUCGGUGUCUAGUUGGCAGACUCUCGAGGCUGGUGACUCUUGGGAGGGUGGCCAGAGUAUCAAGUCUCGCCUGUGA